This is a messenger RNA of Pipistrellus nathusii (Nathusius's pipistrelle), 1857 nucleotides long. The record is from the annotation of a GenBank genome assembly. Lineage: Eukaryota; Metazoa; Chordata; Mammalia; Chiroptera; Vespertilionidae.
AUGAGUACUUCACAGGACCAGAAUGGCUUCAGUAAGAGAGAACCCCUUUUGAGGUGUCAUGAUGCACAGAGGGACUUGGAGCUUGCUAUUGGUGGAGUUCUCCGGGCUGAACAGCAAAUUAAAGAUAACUUGCGAGAGAUCAAAGCCCAGAUUCACAGCUGCAUAAGCCGUCACUUGGAAUGCCUUCGAAGCCGGGAGGUGUGGUUGUAUGAACAGGUAGAUCUCAUCUAUCAGCUUAAAGAGGAGACACUUCAGCAGCAGACCCAACAGCUCUACUGGUUACUGGGCCAGUUCAAUUGUCUUAUUCAUCAACUGGAGUGCACCCAAAACAAAGAUCUAGCCAAUCAAGUGUCCGUGUGCCUGGAAAGAUUGGGCAAUUUGACCCUCAAACCUGAAGAUUCGACUGUCCUAUUCUUUGAAGCAGACACAACUGCUCUGCGCCAGGCCAUCACCACGUUUGGGUCCCUCAAGACCAUUCAAAUUCCUGAGCAGUUGAUGACUCAUGCUAGCUCAUCUAAUAUUGGGCCCUUUAUGGAGAAAAGAGGAUAUAUUCCAUUGCUUGAGCAGAAGUCAGCAUCCAGUACCACAGCUGUCCCUCUCAGUGAAUGGCUCCUUGGAAGCAAACCGGCGAAUGGUCAUCCAGCUCCUUACACACCCAGCACCAAUCUCCAGGACUGGCUCACCCAAAAGCAGAUCUCUGAGAACAAUCAGACUUCCUCCAGAACCUGCAGUCUCUUUAGUAAUGUCUGGGACAACCUAAAGGGCUUGGAAAACUGGCUCCACAAGAGCCAACAAGAAGUUCCUGAAAAACCAUGUUACGAAAAGGGUAACAGCUGUUCUACCACCAGCUCAUGCUCCAUUGAUACUGAAAAGGUUGAAGAUCCAGAGCUUCUUGAUCAAGAUGAGAUGAAUCUUUCUGAUUGGCUGUUGACUAACCAGGACUCUCCAAAGCUGAAGAAGCCUGGGAAUGGCAGCUGUGAAACCAGCGAGAAGUUUAAGCUCCUGCUUCAGAUGUUCCACGAGUCCUACAAUGUGAAUGAUUGGCUUGUCAAGUCCGAUUCCUGCACCAAUUGUCGGGGCAACCAGCCCAAAGGUGUGGAGAUUGAAAACCUGGGCAAUCUGAAGUGCCUGCAUGAGCACAGUGAGGCCAAGAAACCCUUGUCCACUCCCAGCAUGGUUACUGAGGAUUGGCUGGUUCGGAACCAUCAGGACCCAUAUAAAGUAGAGGAAGUCUGCAAAGCCAAUGAGCCCUGUACCAGCUUCUCAGAGUGUGUGUGUGAUGAAAAUUGUGAGAAGGAAGCUGUGUCUAAGUGGCUGCUGGAGAAGGAAGGAAAGGAUAAAAAUGGUAUGCCUCUUGAACCAAAACCUGAAUCAGAGAAGCAUCCAGAUUCCCUGAAUAUGUGGCUCUGUCCUUCCAGGAAAGAGGCAGCAGAACAAGCUAAAAUAUCAAAGGCAGUGGCUCCUUCCAAAAUUGCUGAUUCCUUCACAAUGAUAAAGAGCAGUUCCUUGUCAGAGUGGCUCAUCAUACCCUCAUGCAAAGAAGGACAUCCCAAAGACAGAGCUGGCAAACAAAAGCUGUUGAGUCCGGUGGCCACUUCCUGGUGUCCCUUUAAUACAGCUGACUGGGUCUUGCCAGGAAAGAAGACAGGAAACCUCAGUCAGUUAUCCUCAGGAGAAGACAAGUGGCUACUACGAAAGAAGGCCAAGGAAGUAUUACUUAAUUCACCCCUGCAAGAGGAACAUAACUUCACCCCAGAACAUAACUAUGCCCUCCCAGCAGUUUGUGAUCUCUUUGCCUGUAUGCAGCUUAAAGUUGAUAAAGAAAAGUGGCUAUAUCGAACUCCUCUACAGAUGUAA